AGCCAACAAAGAGAUCCCAAUCAACCUUAGCUUCGAGCAACUUAGUUGUCCGUGGUGCAACGAGGUGACGCCGAGUUGAAAUGGGCUUUCAUUUUUUAGUUAAGACAAGAGUCUUUCUACCCGGCGUCAUCGUUGCACCACCGAUAGCCAUGAGUUGCAUUGCAUAUAUAUAUAUAUAUGCAUCCAUAUUGUCUUCUUCCACAUUCACUACAAAGGUAAAUCAUUGUCAUUACUAUCAUUAUUCUUAAAUAAUCAUCGUACCAAAAAAUUUUAAAUCAUUAUAUUACAUAUUACAGUGGUCGGGUUCAUUAAUUACAGGCGAAAACUUGGACUGAGUUUACACUUUGAAUUUUAGCUCUACUUAUUAAUUGUUCGUUCUUGUCCCAAGUCCCUGUCGGGAAUGGAUUGAUCAAUCAAGACAACAUACUUAAAUUUCAUUUUUGAUUAAAUAAAACAAUAAUUAACAGUUACGAGUUGUAUAUGCAAAUCAUUGGAGUCCCUUCAGCUCCCCUGUUUCAGACCACCGCCGGAAUGGCUUCGCUGGCCAUUUUUCCGGCCAUUGUUGUAUUCUUCCACAUCUUGAUCACCAUUGCUCAAUCCUACACCAACAUCUCUCUAGGAUCGUCGAUUUCCACGAACGGCCCAGAUUCGCCCUGGAAGUCUCCCUCCGGCGAAUUCGCUUUCGGCUUUCUCGCCGUCCCCGGCGCCGGCGGCUACCUUCUGUCCAUCUGGUUCGACAAAUUACCUGACAAGACCGUCGUCUGGUCCGCCAAUCGCGACAGUCCAGCCCCGCCGGGAUCGAAAAUUCAGCUGUUCGACGACGGGAGGUUUGAGCUCAGCGAUAAAAGGGGCCGCCGGAUUUGGGCCGCCGGUGGCAUCCCCUCCGGCGCCGGCGUGGCAUACGCUGCCAUGCUCGACACCGGGAACUUUGUCCUGGCGAGGAACGACUCGACGGCGGCGUGGCAGACCUUCGACUCGCCGACGGACACGCUGCUGCCGGCGCAGGCGCUGAAUCGUGGUGACAGUUUGAUUUCGAGGUUUUCCGGCGAGAAUUAUUCCCGGGGAAGGUUCACGUUCAUUAUGCAGGACGACGGGAAUCUGGUGCUGUACACCAGGAACUUUCCGCUAUACGACGUCGUCUCGGCGUAUUGGUCCACGCAGACCGUCGGCACUGGAUCCCGGCUCGUCUUCAACGAGUCGGGGUAUAUAUACCUGACCGGUAGGGACGGAGCGGUUAUUUUCUUCCUGGCGUCGAACCCGGUUCCGGCGGACCGGUUCUACCAGCGGCUGACGCUCCAAUACGACGGCGUUUUGCGGCACUACUUCCGCCCUAAAUCCGGCGGAUCGGGGUGGUCGGUGAACGUCUAUUUCCCGUCCAACAUAUGCCUCCGAAUUCUGCAGAGCACCGGCGGCGGCGCGUGCGGAUUCAACAGUCUCUGCUCGAUCGGCGGCGACCGGAACCCUAAUUGCGCCUGCCCGGAGGGGUACUCGUUAGUGAACCCUAGCGACAAAUUGGGGGAUUGCAAACCUGAUUUCGCCCCGCAGAGCUGCAAUAAUUCGAAGGAGAGCGAGCUUUAUGGAUUUGUGGAGAUGGUGGAUACCGAUUGGCCUCUUUCCGACUACGCUCAUUUCGAUCCGGUGAGUGAGGAGUGGUGCCGGCAGGAGUGUCUCGUCGAUUGCUUCUGCGCCGUCGCGAUUUACAGGGAGAGCAAUUGCUGGAAGAAGAAGUUUCCGUUGUCGAACGGGAGGAUCGACGCCACCGUCGGUGGGAAGGCGCUGAUCAAGAUCAGGAAGAUCAACGGUACGCGUGAGACGAUGAAUCCACACCGUUAGAUGAUAUGUAGGGUCCACAGAAUUAACGCGGUGGAUUAAUUUCCUAAUUGGGCUUAAAAAUAUGUUUGUAUAUCAGCCUUUCGCAGGCCCAUUAUAAAAAUGACGACAGUUUCUGACCGUUGGAUCUGAUUUAAAUCAGCGGUGCAGAUCUACCCAGAUUAAACGCUCAAUUCGCCUUCACUUCCAUUCCAUCUCCUGCUUAUCGAUCAUUCCUUUCCUGCUUUAGCAUGGAUUCAUGUCUUUGCAAUCCUCCUUCUGUGUUUCUACUUGAUCGUCUCCGAUUUGGUGUUCAAGGGGAGGUUUGCGUUGAGUUGUUGGAUGGAGGUUUCUGUUUUGAUUGGGAAAUCGUUGGAAACCCUAAUUUUAAUUUCAGUAACUGUUUUAGCUGGUCAAAGUCACUGCGGUGGCCAAUAAAGAGGGGAAGGUCAAAUAUUGGGAAUUUUUAUGGCACAGUAGUUGGGUUUAUGCAGCUCCCACUCGGGUUUAUUUUGGCAGUGUUCACACACACACACACACGCAUAGAGGCUAACAUAAGAAUAUGCAAACCCAAUCAACAAAUAUCUCCCCACGUUUCUCUGCUGGCAAGGCCUUUCAUUAUCCAUCCUUUCUCUUCUCCGCGUUUACCCUUUUCUGUGUGGUGUAAUAUUUCUGCCUCAGCCAAUCUUUGAUCUUGUUGAAGAAAUCCAAUCCUGUGGUUCAAGAUCACAUUUAUCAUUCCCGAACUAUUUGUGAUUGCCACUGUUUGAAAUAUUGUGAUUGAAGAUUCAUUCUUUCUUUACCUUUUUGGCGAUUUUUGAGACACCGGUUGAUGGUUUAGCGGAUUCGCUGUGAUGGCUUGUUUGAAAUAUUAGGACUUGCGUGAUAUCUCUAGGUUCGCGAUCAUGGGCAGGGGCAGAGCAAAGGGAAAGAAGCUAUCCUCAACCAGCCAAGACGAUCCUGGGAGUGGUGAGGAAGAAAAAAUCCCGCAACAGAAAAGAAGAGGAAGGCCACAGAAGCUCCUUAAAGAGGAGAUGGACGAGGAAGAAGCCCAAAAGAAUGAAGAUGACGACAGCGAGAACACACUGGAUGGUGACGUGAAAAGCAAGUCCCCACUGGUUGGGAAGAAGCGAGCAAGGACUGCCCAGACAAAAGACAAAGCAGCCGACUCAGUGAAGGAGGAAAAUGGGAAUGGAACGAGCACUGAGGACAAGGAGUCGAACAAACCGAAUGGCUUCCGGACAAAUGGGAACCGGCGAAAGAACAAGCCUCACCGCGCUGCCGAGGCUGUUGUUGAGUGCAACUGAGCAGAGCUUUUUUCUGAAGAAAGAAGGGAUUCUCACUCAAUACAGUGAUACGCCAUUGUCUAAUUUCUCUACUUUGUGCUGUUCUUCUGUUGCCUAUCAUUUUUGGGACAUCUCUUGUGUUUAGGAUUCAAUUUGUUACUUUUGGGACAUCUUUGUUGACUCUUGUGGUGAUAUAUUUCAUGAUAAGAUUUACAUGUUUGGUUA
Molecule: messenger RNA, 3320 nt
Organism: Andrographis paniculata
Lineage: Eukaryota; Viridiplantae; Streptophyta; Magnoliopsida; Lamiales; Acanthaceae
Product: G-type lectin S-receptor-like serine/threonine-protein kinase LECRK3
Exons: 2
Coding region: 481-1833 (450 amino acids)
Source: RefSeq, a predicted model, not a curated record